Molecule: messenger RNA, 770 nt
Organism: Oreochromis niloticus (Nile tilapia)
Lineage: Eukaryota; Metazoa; Chordata; Actinopteri; Cichliformes; Cichlidae
Product: glutathione synthetase-like
Exons: 3
Coding region: 151-390 (79 amino acids)
Biological process (GO): glutathione biosynthetic process
Cellular component (GO): cytosol
Molecular function (GO): ATP binding; glutathione binding; glutathione synthase activity
Source: RefSeq, a predicted model, not a curated record
CAGAAAGAACUGGCAGAGAGCAUUGGAAUAGAGGAGGAUGACACUGAAGACCGAGAGGUCCCUCCCACUGAGUGUGAGGAUGUGGCAGAUAUUGGUAGUCAUGAUGUGAAAGCAGAGCUUCCCUCCCACCUCAGCAUUACUAAGGAUGUUAUGGAGUGCUGCAUUCAUCUGCUGUCUGAUCCCAGCCUCAGGCUCCGACUCAAGAGCUGGGAUGCUCGUCUUCUGAUGGAGCGCUGUCGAGCUGUGAAGAGUCCAGAUAUCAGCGCUCACCUGGCUGGUACCAAGAAGGUUCAGCAAGUGCUCGCCAGACCUGGAGUCCUGGAGAGGUUCUUCCCGGACCAGCCUCAAGCUGUGCAGCAGAUCCGAGCGACAUUCGCUGACCUCUACUGAUGAUAAUACUUUUGAAAAUGGCAGUUUAAUUUAUUGGGCAAUUAUAAAAUCGUAUUUCUUAGGCUGGCUUUUAAGGAAGGAGAAAAGGUAUGUAUCAGUUGGCUGGGAAGAAAGAUGGAGGUGGAAAGGAUGUGCAAGCUAUGGGACAAAGUUGCUGAGACCAGGUUAAACAGAGGUGACGAUCAGUGAGCAGGAGUGUGGCUUCGUGCUGAAAAGAGCACAACAGAUUCUCUGGAGAGAAGGUGAAGGAAAGUCAGCUGAAGCAAGACAGUUUGUGGAGUUUGUGUUGGACUGUAUGUUAUGCUGGGAGCCUGGGGAUUAGUGGACUUUGAUUCCAAGUUAAUAUUAGCUAGUGUUUCUCACUGGUUUUUGGGCGGUGG